AUUUAUCAGACAUUACAAAACUCUAUUGAUAUUUUCAAUUUCUAUCAUGGAUAUGUCGCUGGCUACCGCUGGCCUUGAUUGGGCACGCAGUGUGGACGCAGCCAUGGACCAACGCAGCCAAGCUUACCAGGCUGGGCCAGCGACUCGACCAAUAUGUGGAAGCAGGACUGAAAUUUUUAAACAGUUGAUAUUUUCAAUUUCUAUCAUGGAUAUGUCGCUGGCUACCGCUGGCCUAGAUUGGGCACGCAGUGUGGACGCAGCCAUGGACCAACGCAGCCAAGCUUACCAGGCUGGGCCAGCGACUCGACCAAUAUGUGGAAGCAGGACUGAAAUUCUUAAACAGGUAUGAUGAUUAUGAUUUUUGAAGGGAAGGAUUCAAGGAUCCAAAGGUUCAAAUAACCCCACACGUCAACCGAAGCUUAUUG
Messenger RNA from Nilaparvata lugens (brown planthopper), 425 nucleotides. RefSeq lists its product as uncharacterized. The transcript has 3 exons. Bases 47 to 349 code for a protein of 100 amino acids. The record is from RefSeq and is a predicted model, not a curated record. Lineage: Eukaryota; Metazoa; Arthropoda; Insecta; Hemiptera; Delphacidae.